Molecule: messenger RNA, 2524 nt
Organism: Coccinella septempunctata (seven-spotted ladybird)
Lineage: Eukaryota; Metazoa; Arthropoda; Insecta; Coleoptera; Coccinellidae
Exons: 5
Coding region: 314-1267 (317 amino acids)
Source: RefSeq, a predicted model, not a curated record
UUUAAUUAGAAAACUAAAAAAAAUUAUUGGUUUUAAUUUUAAGGAAAAUUUUUGAAUAACCGUUAAAAAAUUUAUUCGAAUAAAUUCACUAGAACAUUGUAAAUCAGCGUACUGUUGCUAAAGAAACUUGUCAAUUUUCCGGUCAAUAUUGACAUUUUGAGUAGGGAAAAAUACCGACGAGACACCCCUUAUUACUCGGAAAAUGUUGAAUUUCCACCUUGCAUUUUCCUAAUUUAAGCCGAUAGUAUGCUACUCGAGCUUGAAAUUCUUCUAGUUGUAAUGUCGUUCUAUUGAAUUCGAGUGUAUCGUGAAAAUGGUUCAUUCCUGCUAUAUUUGUAAAAUCUCAUCAGAGAAGGACCCUACUGUAUCUUUCCACAGGUUUCCUAAGAACGUCCUACAAAGAGCAAAAUGGGUUGAUUCUUUAGGUUUGGAUGGAAUGAAAGUAUCAACAAGCACAAAAUUAUGCUCUAAGCACUUUCCUGAGGACUCUUUUCGAGUCAGGGAUGGAGGAAGAAGAGACCUCAAACCAUCAGCUAUACCAUCGUAUAAGACCAACUUGGAAAAAAUGUAUUCCGACGAUUCUAUUGUACCCGAGGAAAUGCUGUCCGAGGCCCCUAAUUCUGAUUUGGGCAAAGAUGAUUGUGAGAAUUUCACAAUGUUCCUCACGGAUAAUUUAGAAUUGUUUCCCGAUCAUAUUUUGAAAACAGACUAUUUGGACAAUUCCGAUUUGUUGUUGAAUGACUCCAUGGAGACUGAGAUGAUGGACACUGAGAGCAUUAACAUCGAGAUGUCGAACGUGUUGAAUCCCAUUUUCAGUGAGAGGUUGUCUGAUUUGAGCUCUUCACUAGAGAUAUCUCCUUCAGCUUCUAUUUCCAGCACUCCCACACCAAGUUCUGCAAAAACAAAGUUCCAAUUUUCUCCGAAAGAAUGCCAGGAUAUCGUUAGACCGAUUCAGACUCAAGAGUCUACUUUCGAUGUCGAUAGUUUAAUCAGCAAAAUAUCGGCAGAUAACAAUUUCAAAUGGAGGGCAUACUUCAAACAGUGCACAGUUGAUGAUUUUUCAACCCCAGAAAUGGCCAGAAGAAAUAUCGAGUUAGGUAAGAAAGAGAUAGAGACUCACCAGAAGAAAAUCAAGAUACUGCAACAGCAGAACCGUAGGUUGAAAUGUAGGGUAGCUAGGUUGAAACAAUUGCUGAAGCAGUGCAAACAGAACAAUUCUGUAGAUAUUGGUAAUAUUCUCGACGAAGACGACGAAAUAGAUAUUUAGAUUAUUCCAAUAAUUGAUCAUUAACCGUCACUUUUCACUCUAGAACAGAAAGUAUAUAACGAUUGAAGGUUGUCUUGAAAUUAAUCAAAAUUCCCAAAUUGUCUUUUUUUAGUUCUAAAGACUUUCUUGCUCAACUGUAAAGAUUAUCGGUAUUGUUUUCCUUUUACAUUUUGAACAAAUGUUCUUGAAUUCCUCACAACUUUUUUUUAUUGGGAGACGACCUACUGAAAAAAAUUCUUGGUCUAACAUUCCUCUAAAUCGAUCUCUUUAAUUGCUCAAAACUUCGUAAUAGUUACCACGAUAGUAUUAUUUUUUUGAAAAUUUCUCGUUUUAAAAUUUAUGACUGAAUGUUUAUUAUUUAGUUCAAUUUUGUGAAAUAAUCGACGUAAAAUUUCAAUGUGCACUUUUAAUUACGAUGAUUUUGAACUGAACUAUGCUGCCACAACAUAUCCUCACCCAAAGAUUUUUAGCAUAAAGUGAUUGAAAUUUAUUACGAUUAAAAAACGGUUUUUCUAGAGGUGGAAACGAUUGAGUAGUUACUGAAUGUAUUGAAGUUAUAUGUCUCAAUAUCCUUUGUGUAUACUGUAUAUUAUAGCACUGAGUUUUGGACAGUUUACGAAGAUUUUUUGCUGAAACAUCGGUAGACAAAAUGGGCAUUUCCUUUUUCUUAAAAAAAGUUUUUGAUGGUCUGAAACUGUUUUAGGUUGACCUGUACAUGAAACGGUUUGUGGAAAUGUCCAUUAAGUUUUUAUAGUUCCUAAAUUCACUAGACAAUACUGAUUAGACCAACAAGAAACACUUACCAUGUAUUCAGUUGAUUUAAAGUCACGUUAACUUCCUUGACGAUGAUUUGAUCCUCAAAAUUGACCCAUUUGUGGAGUAUUUCAGGAUUCAGUGUACAGUACAAAUGUCAUUUUUAAUGAAGCCACUACUGUAAUUUUCAACCUGUGUAAAAAUUGUCUAGUUAUCAGCAUUUUUUGUAUUGAAUGAUGUACGAUUUCAAUGGUAGCUUUUUGUGCUGUCUGAACUUUUCAUGACUGAUGAAAUAGCUGUAGUAAAUAAUUUCCACCGGCUUUGUAAAAUUUAGAAAGAUCUCUUGAGGCACGUCCUAUCGAUUUCAUUUCGAAAGCACUGUCCAAUGAAUUAGUCAAUUUAUGUGUUUUAUUUAUUUAUAUAUUUUUAAUUCGUUUUAUGUAUAUAUCUUAUACUGAUUUUUAUAUCUUCAUAUUUUAUUUUACAAUAAAAAUUUUAAUUGAA